This is a messenger RNA of Monodelphis domestica (gray short-tailed opossum), 2130 nucleotides long. RefSeq names its product rho guanine nucleotide exchange factor 37-like. The record is from RefSeq and is a predicted model, not a curated record. Gene Ontology annotation, cellular component: cytoplasm. Gene Ontology annotation, molecular function: guanyl-nucleotide exchange factor activity. Lineage: Eukaryota; Metazoa; Chordata; Mammalia; Didelphimorphia; Didelphidae.
UGUUUGGUUUUUGUAUAGUCUAUGCACAUUUGGCCUCUUUCAUUUUUUAUUUCCAAACCAUAUUUUCAAACAUAUUUUUAUGUCUUUUACCAUGAUAUUUGUAGUAAAGUCAUCAUAUGUUAAAUUAUAUGUUGAUUUAAUUUGGAGAGUAUUGAAUCCUUCACAGAUAUUUUCUCUGUCCUCUGCAGUGGAUAUUUGUACGUAUAUUCACAGUAUUUAAUUGGAGGUCUUUUGCUCAUCAGUAGCACCACAAUAAGAAAUGAUCAAAUAUCCCAAGAAGAAAUGUUUCUUGUUGCCUGUAGAGAUGGACACAGCUGGGAAGCACAGUGGAUAGAACACGAGGCUUAGAGGCCGGAGGCACUGGGUCCAGCUCUGGCUUUUAGACACCUCUAAGGUGUGUACCCUAGGCAAGUCACUUAGGCCCAAUUGCAUAGCUCUUCAACUGAUACUAAGACAGGAGGUAAAAGUUUAAGAAAAACAUCCAAAGAUGAUCAGUUAGAAUGAUGAGCUGAAUUUGAUAAGUUGAAAUGAAGUUAGGGAAAAAUCUCAAGUCCUAAACUUCAAGACUCAAUUGUAUAAAAAAAAAUAGAAUACAAGAAAUAUAGCUAGAAAACAAUUUCUAGGAACAAGAUUUGGGGAGGCGGGAUUGAGAGAACUUAAAACUCAGUGGAUCCACUGUGGCCUGGCUACCAAAAGAGUUAAUGCCAUACUAAUCAAUCAAUAAGUCUUUUGUAAACACGUAUGAUGUGAAGACUUGUAGAGUCUAUUUCAAGGCUGCUCAGCCAUCUUUGAUGUCCAUCUUUCACCCAACUCUCAACUUUGUCUCCAAGAAGCUGAAUCAUGUCCAGCAGUCACUCUGGAAACACCAUGUCAGCAGAUGGGCUAAGCCAUAUUGAGGAUGACCCAAAACACUACAUCAAUCCUCAUAGUGGUGAGCAGCUUGGUUGGAGUCACAGUCGGGGCAAUAUGCCUGUGGCAGGCCUACAGCAGAUGGAGGGGCGCAACCACAGGGAUGAUGGAGGAAGAGGAAGAGGAGGAGGAAGUAGACAAAUGGACCUCCACUAUACCACCACAACCACCAGAAGAGCUGUCACAGGGAGAUUUGGAUAUGAUAUUCUCCAACGUGGAUGAUAUUAUCGUGAUCAACAGCCGUUUUCUCAAAGGCCUUGAAAAGUCAGAUUCUGAAGGACAGCUACACUUACUUGGUAAUUCAUUCCUUGAAUUCAAAGAGGAGAUGGAAAAUACCUCUAAGGUCUACUGUGCCAGCUAUGACCAGGCUUUGGCCCUGAUGGAGAUGUAUAAGAAGGUACCCAACCUACAGAAAGUGAUUCAUGAUGGCAUCACUGCACUGGUGCCACAGGCUAGAGCUUCAGGCCUCAGUUUCCUGCUGGUGAUACCUGUGCAGCCGGUGACCAGAUACCCACCCCUACUGCUGAAGAUACUAGAGAACCCACCACCUGAUGACCAGGCCUAUGAGGCCUUGCAGAGGGACACCAGAGCCACACAAGAAGUUAAUUCCAAUGUCAACGAGUAUAAGAGGUGGAGGGAAAAUGCCACAGACUACAAGGUGGAGCCUCUGACAGCCAGGGAGCCCUGGGCCCAGAUGAAGACGCUGCGCCCAAGUCAGUGCAAGCAAGGAGCUGGGAUCGGGACCCGGACACUCCAACCUGCUGCAGACACACAGGUCAAGGCCCUUGUGAACAAGUAUGGUCCCAGCAAGCUCUGCCAGAUGACAAGUAACAUCAACGGUAUUGGAAAUCUGGCUGUGACCCUUCAGAGAGGGCAGAUUGUGGCUCCCCUUCAGGACAGGGAUAUCAAAGGAAAUACUAGUUGUUGGAUGGUGGACACUGGAGGUAUUUAUACAAGGAACUGUGCAGUCUCUCUUCUUUGUCUGGGGAGAGCCCACAGCCACUCCUCAAAGGCUUUUCUACCGAACAUUCAACAAAUCAUGUCCACUAUGUCACAUAAAGAUUAAUAAAAGAAUAUCUUUUUUUUUCCUAGAGAAGAGAAGGCUUAGAGAGUCCAUGUUCAGUGUUCAAAUAUCUGAGUGGUUGUCAUGGAGAAGAGAAAUAUAAAUUUUAAUGUCUGACAUCUGUGUGUCACUAAUUACAAUUUAUAAAGCCCUUUUCA